Messenger RNA from Symphalangus syndactylus (siamang), 7422 nucleotides. RefSeq names its product atlastin GTPase 3 (gene ATL3). Gene Ontology annotation, molecular function: GTP binding; GTPase activity. The record is from RefSeq and is a predicted model, not a curated record. Lineage: Eukaryota; Metazoa; Chordata; Mammalia; Primates; Hylobatidae.
GCGGGAUUCUGCCGCGUGCGCUUUCCCGCCCCGCCUCGCCUAUUCUCGUCCUGCUCUCGCCACGCCUCGGGCUGUCCGUUGGGCCACGCAGACCGCGCUGCGCUCACUCCGUCGCGGCUCCGCGUGCCCCACCUUCUCGCUAGUUUUUUCUAGAGCCCAGGCUCCGCCCGUUUCCCGCUUCCAGGGCCUGGUUCGUUCCCGCCCCCACCCGUCCCUCUCCUCUGCACCCCUACUGCUUCUGCUUUGAAGGCGGAGGCUCCAUGUUGUCCCCUCAGCGAGUGGCAGCAGCUGCCUCAAGAGGAGCAGGUGAUGCCAUGGAGAGCAGCAAGCCUGGUCCAGUGCAGGUUGUUUUGGUUCAGAAAGAUCAACAUUCCUUUGAGCUAGAUGAGAAAGCCUUGGCCAGCAUCCUCUCGCAGGAGCACAUCCGAGAUCUUGAUGUGGUGGUGGUUUCAGUGGCUGGUGCCUUCCGAAAGGGCAAGUCCUUCAUUCUGGAUUUUAUGCUACGAUACUUAUAUUCUCAGGAAAGUGGCCAUUCAAAUUGGUUGGGUGACCCAGAAGAACCAUUAACAGGAUUUUCAUGGAGAGGGGGAUCUGAUCCAGAAACCACUGGGAUUCAGAUCUGGAGUGAAGUUUUCACUGUGGAGAAGCCAGGUGGGAAGAAGGUUGCAGUUGUUCUGAUGGAUACCCAGGGGGCAUUUGACAGCCAGUCAACUGUGAAAGACUGUGCUACCAUCUUUGCUCUAAGCACUAUGACUAGUUCUGUUCAGAUUUAUAAUUUAUCCCAGAACAUUCAAGAAGAUGAUCUUCAACAGCUGCAGCUCUUCACAGAAUACGGUCGUCUGGCAAUGGAUGAAAUUUUCCAAAAGCCUUUCCAGACAUUGAUGUUUUUGGUUAGAGAUUGGAGUUUCCCUUAUGAAUAUAGCUAUGGACUCCAAGGAGGAAUGGCAUUUUUGGAUAAGCGUUUACAGGUGAAGGAACAUCAACAUGAAGAAAUUCAGAAUGUUCGAAAUCACAUUCACUCAUGUUUCUCCGAUGUCACCUGCUUUCUCUUACCACAUCCAGGACUCCAGGUGGCCACAAGCCCUGACUUUGAUGGGAAAUUAAAAGAUAUUGCUGGUGAAUUCAAAGAGCAGUUACAGGCACUGAUACCGUAUGUAUUAAACCCGUCUAAGUUAAUGGAAAAGGAGAUCAAUGGCUCAAAGGUCACCUGUCGGGGACUACUGGAGUAUUUUAAGGCAUAUAUUAAAAUUUAUCAAGGAGAAGAUCUGCCUCACCCAAAGUCAAUGCUUCAGGCCACUGCUGAAGCCAACAACUUAGCAGCUGCAGCCUCUGCCAAGGACAUUUAUUAUAACAACAUGGAAGAGGUUUGUGGGGGAGAGAAACCUUAUUUGUCUCCAGACAUUCUAGAGGAGAAGCACUGUGAAUUCAAACAACUUGCUCUGGACCAUUUUAAGAAGACCAAGAAGAUGGGUGGGAAGGAUUUCAGCUUUCGUUACCAGCAGGAGCUGGAGGAGGAAAUCAAGGAAUUAUAUGAGAACUUCUGCAAGCACAAUGGUAGCAAGAACGUCUUCAGCACCUUCCGAACCCCUGCAGUGCUGUUCACAGGCAUUGUAGCUUUGUACAUAGCCUCAGGCCUCACUGGCUUCAUAGGUCUUGAGGUUGUAGCCCAAUUGUUCAACUGUAUGGUUGGACUACUGUUAAUAGCACUCCUCACCUGGGGCUACAUCAGGUAUUCUGGUCAAUAUCGUGAGCUGGGCGGAGCUAUUGAUUUUGGUGCCGCAUAUGUGUUGGAGCAGGCUUCUUCUCAUAUCGGUAAUUCCACUCAGGCCACUGUGAGGGAUGCAGUUGUUGGAAGACCACCCAUAGAUAAAAAAGCUCAAUAGCAUCUUAAUAUGAAGAUCAAACAAGAACACAACGAGCCCCUACUGAUUUCUGGGUUUCUGCCACGGCCACAGGUUCAUAUCCAGAGGAAUGGCAGAUCUGAGACGAUCCAGGAAGAGCUAAAACAUGGCCCUGUAAUAAAUGAGCAGACCUUUCCUGUGGUUUCAAAUUAUUAAACACACUUCCAUUUCUCUUGGAAGCAUUUCUUUUCCUUGCUGUUAUAGAUGCAAGCCUGUGUCUGUUUUCAUAUUACUCUGCUUUGUGCACUUUAUGGAGGAGGAAGCUAGAGGAAAAAUGGAAAUGCAGCUUUUAAGUUCUUUAUGUGCCACUUAGUGCCUUUUAAGAUUGAUUCCAUGGUUUUGCAGACACGAUGGGGGGGAUGGAGGAUAACCUCAUGAAAGUUGCCAUUUUGGGGUGAAACUUGUCAUUUCUUUUAUACUUUACUCUUUUGAGAAGGAUUUUUUUUUUUUUUUUGAGUUGGAGUUUCGCUCUGUCGCCAGGCUUGAGUGCAGUGGUGCGAUCUUGGCUCACUGCAACAUCUACCUGCCGGGUUCAAGCAAUUCUCCUGCCUCAGCCUCCCGAGUAGCUGGGACUUCCGGUGUACACCACCAUGCCCAGCUAAUUUUCUUGUAUUUUUAGUAGAGACGGGGUUUCACCAUGUUGGCCAGGAUGGUCUUGGUCUCUUGACCUUGUGAUUCACCUGCCUUGGCCUCCCAAAAUGCUGGGAUUACAGACGUGAGCCACCGUGCCCGGCCAAGAAGGAUUCCUUUUUUAAAAGUUUACAAAACUUGGAGAAACUUCAGAACUAAAGACUAACUGAAAAUGAUGUCAUUACACUUAAAAAAAAUUUAAAAUAGGGAAUCCUGUUGCCAUAUAGUGUGGAAAAAUCAUGUCAUAUUUAAAUAUACCAUACUCUGAAAUGUGAGGUUUUUACCCAGUAGGCUGACAGUUUUGUUGCAACUUGCUCUAUUUUUUUUUUUUUUUUUCUUUUUUUUUUGGUCCCUAUAGCUUCUUUCUAGAAAAAGAGGCAAACGUGCCUUGAAAAGCCAGAGUGGCUCAUAAUAAAAGGAAUGAGCUAGAUACUUUAAGAAAAAAGCUAAGUUUAAAUGAACCAUGUGACCUCUGAUAAGUCACUUGAACUUGUGCCUUGGUCAGGUUCACUGUAGGUUUACAUAUGUAUGUGUGUUUUACACAACUCUUGUAAUUGUCAUUUGAGGGGUUUUGUUUUUGAGAGUUCUGCAUAAGAACAAAACUUUAUUAAGGAUUAGAGGGAGAAUACUACCAAAUAUUACUGCAUUUAAUUGAUGUCUAAUUUCAUGUGGCUUAGCAACAAUUAAUAACCUGAUUUAAGGUCUUUAUUCAGAAUGUUAAUUUGCAUUCUCUGCCCUGUCUAAUGUUCUUAAUAAUGAAGCUAAAAUUAACCCAUUUUAUUUACUGAAUUAUCUAUUUAAUUUUACUUUGGCUAGUCUGGUAGCUUUAAGAUAGCUUUGGCUUAGCAAGGAGCAAAGUCCUACCCAAAUAUAAACAAUAUCUAGAAGUAUCUAAGAGUUCUUUUUUUCUAUUUACCUUGAUUAGGACAUAAAAAAGUUUUAUCUGUUAGUUGCUUUUCCAUUUGGAAUUAUUGUAGAUUUUAAAACUGAAAACUUGCCUGCAAGUAUUUAUAUAAACAUUCAGGUAUAUAAGCCUUAAUUUCUGAGAUAAUUUAACUUUUGUUAUGGGAGGGAGGUAAGAGUGUAAAUUUUAUAUACAUGAAGGUAAGAUCUGAGUGUAAACUUUAUAUAUGUGAAGUAUGAAUGGAAGGUAGAAAAAAAGAAAGUCCCUUUUCGCAUGUAAUCUCUAUCAAAGAAUUUUCUUUUGACACUUUACCGCUGAAGUAUUUUUAUAAGUCCUAAAUUCCCAGCAUAUUAUGUUUCAUAUUUAUAUGCCAUCUUGCAAAGUUCUUGCUAUUUUAUUCACUUGCUGUUACACUUUAGAAAAAUUCCAACUUGUUUACUUGCAUUUAUCAGUGAUGCCAAGCUUUGACUGUUAACUUGAAAGCUUGCUUCUGAAAUGUUGGUGCAUUUUCAGGUGACCUCUUAUCUCUCUGAAAGUUCAUACCUAUUAGCAGGCUCUGUAAAUAUUGACAUACUUAGCUUUUAAUACAUUCUAUAAGUAAAUUUAUAGAUUUCAGAAUAACUGUCAAAAAAUUUAAUGGUAAGAAGUGGUGAUGUGUCGAAAACUCAUACUAAAGUAUUAGGUCACUUUAAAAAAAGUGCUAAUGUAUGAUUUAAUGAAAUCUUAAGAUUCAGUUACUAUUUAAAUUCACCAUUUCUGUUUUGGUCUUUUUUUUUUGAGAUGGAGUCUCGCUCUGUUGCCCAGGCUGGAGUGCAGUGGUGCAAUCUCGGCUCACUGCAAGCUCCGCCUCCUGGGUUCACACCAUUCUCCUGCCUCAGCCUCCCGAGUAGCUGGGACUACAGGCGCCCGCCACAACGCCCGGCUAAUUUUUUUUUUUUUUGUAUUUUUAGUAGAGAUGGGGUUUCAACAUGUUAGCCAGGAUGGUCUCGAUCUCCUGACCUCAUGAUCCGCCCGCCUCGGCCUCCCAAAGUGCUGGGAUUACAGGCAUGAACCACUGCGCCUGGCCUCUGUUUUGGUCUUAUAAAGAGACCUUGGUUUAAUUACCCAGAGGAAGUCCCCCUCACCUUUUUUUUUUUUUUUUUCUUAGUUCUGCUUCUGGAAAGUGUUUUAUAAAGUUUUCUCAGUGAGGGUUCUUAAGAGUUUUCUUUGGCCUCUUUUCUCUCAACAAUAAAUUGAUGAUUUUAUAUCAACUUUUUCAAUAAAAGAUACAUUAUCAUUACUGGCUAUAAAUCAUCCUGGGGAGAUUUAUAACCAGGUUAAAAAUAAUGUCUUUUACUUCUCUCACCUUUUACUUGUGGUUCAGACGCUCAGACUGUGCAUGUUUGUGUCGUGUCUGUUGCUCUGCUGCUUUCCAUGCAGGCAUUUUUAAUUUUGCACAAUCCUAACAAUAUAUGGAACUCAUUCCUAUGAAUAUAUAAAAGGAGGCUUCCAAAAUUUUCUAUUAAAAUAUUUCAGGAUAAAUUAAGUGUUGAUAAUUUGAAAAAAAAAAUUUCAAUGAGCUGCUUAUAGUAAAAAUGGUAGAAUCAGAGUUUUCAUUCUUUCACUAAGAAAUCUUUCUGUAAGAUUGGCUUAUAGAUAAAAUGAGACAAACUACUAUGUAUGAUAAAACACCUUCAGAGUCAUGCCUUGUUUUGUUUUAUUUUAUUUUAUUUUUAUUUUUUGAGACAGAGGUCUCGCUCUGUCGCCUAGGUUGGAGUGCAGUGGUGCAGUCUCGCUCACUGCAGCCUCCACCUCCCAGGUUCAAGUGAUUGUCCUGUCUCAGCUUCCUUAGUAGCUGGGACUACAGGUGUACACCAUCACGCCCGGCUAAUUUUUGUUUUUUUACUAGAGGUGGGGUUUUGCCAUGUUUGCCAGGCUGGUCUCAAACUCCUGACCUCAGGUAAUCCACUCCCCCCAACCUCCCAAAGUGCUGGGAUUUCAGGCGUGAGCCACCCCGCCCAGCUGAGUCAUGCCUUAUUUUCGUAGUAUACCAAUAAAUGUUCUAUGGAAGUUUACGUUUUAACACCUCUUUUAUACUUGGUAAAAUUGCCUGUGUUUCGCUUUAUUCUUUUUUUUUUUUUUUUUUUUUGAGACGGACUCUUGUACUGUUGCCCAAGCUGAAGUGCAGUGGCGAGAUCUUGGCUCACAACAACCUCCGCCUCCUGGGUUCAAGUGAUUCUUCUGCCUCAGCCUCCCAAGUAGCAGGGAUUACAGGCAUGUGCCACCACACCUGGCUUAUUUUUGUAUUUUUAGUAGAAAUAAAAUACAUGGCUUCGCCAUGUUGACCAGGCUGGUCUCAACUCCUCGGGGAAUCCGCCUGCCUUGGCCUUCCAGAGUGCUGGGAUUACAGGCGUGAGCCUCUGGAACCUGGCCUUGUUUUGCUUUAUUUUUUCUCUUACAUGAAGUAAAGCGCUUUGGUCAAACAGACACAAAAAUACUGCCUUGUACUGGUGGUUGGUUUCAUUAGUGGAUCACACACAGUGUUCUACUUGUAUAAAAUGGUGCCUUGGAUAGGGUGAGUUUGGAUAAGUAUGUAUGUAUGAGUUAUAGCAAAAUUAAGUAGAUUGAAUCAAGUCCAUGCAAAAGCAAUAAAACAGGUAGUUUUAAUUUUUUCUAGGUUCUUUUAAAAAAUGAUGUAACUUAUGUGGAAGUCUUCAUAGAACUUUUUUCUUUCCUGGAACUAUUGAAAUGUAAUUUAGGAUGAUUUGAUGUUCCAUCUCAAGUUGUCAACAUGGCUGUGUCAUUAUGGCUUACACAUGUUUUAUCUAACAAAAUUCUAGUCAAGGGAUAAGGGCAUAAUGAAGACAAGCUUCAGUUGUGAAAGUACAAACUAUUUGUGUGAUUAAUUUUAAAAAAUGACAUUAAGCCCAUUGUAAAAGAAUAUUUGCAGUCAAAUGAUUUUUCUUGUUGUAAGUCUUGUUGUAGCUAUGUUUUGGGUAGUGGUUCUCAUCUACCUUGGAGUGCAUAAGACUUACCUAGUAGGCUUGUUUAAAAAGUUCAGAUUCCCAGCUUUGUACCCAGGGAUUGCCUUAGGUGGUAUCGGCUGUGGUCCUGGAGUCAUCACUUUUAUAAAUAGUGGUUCAGAGACCACAGAGAGACUGCUUCAUCGAAUGGGAAGUACCAAGGAGAAAGUACAAUUCUGUAUUGUCUGGAGGCAAGUGGACACUUUGUACCUGAGGUUUAGAAUAGGUGGUCUCUUGCCAGUACAAUCCCCAGGCGUUUUCUGUGUUCAGAAGUAGUAAGAAUGCUUUUAAUUCAGAGGAUUAUCUAAGCUCCUUAAAGCUGUUUUUCUCCAUUGUCAUAGUGCCUUCUCUGAAAAACGAAUGUACAAGUAUCCUAUUUUCUAACAUGUAAUUAGGAUUUUUUAAAAGCAAUUUUUGAUAGUUUUUCUUUUAAAAAGUAAAAUUCAGCAUUGUGACUUGAAUCCCCAAAUCUUUCACAUACAGGUGAAACAUUAAGUAAAAAUAAAAGUAAUGAACAAGAAGGAAGACAAGAUCCUAAUUUCUGUCAUUAGUGACCUAAGUACCCCAUAUCAGAAACUUUGCAAAACAGAUCUAGGGACAGAAGGAUUUUGAAAGACGUUUUUCUUGGGGGAGGAAUUUCGUGUGCUAGAACUACAGUUUAAAUGUAGUGUUUUUAUGAGCAAGGGAAGGUAGCAUUGAUUCCCAAAGCUUUCUAAUUAGAUACAUGCUGUCAUGGAUGUAAGCCUUAAAGGAGUUAAUACUAAUCUUGUACAUACACAAAUUUUCCUCAGGUUUCUUUUUUACUUUAAAAAAUGAUUUGUUAAAAGUACUUUCUGCUAGACCCUUGCCUUCGAGUUUCUUUGAAAUUUAAUAUAGUUUUUAAAAAGUGCAAUGGGAUGAGAUUAUGCUAUUAGUAUAUUAAAAGCAUGUUUCUGCUUUACUCCAAUUUGUAAGAUCAUUUAAUGGAAUAAAGAUCACAACACCA